Punica granatum (pomegranate) is the source of this 1236-nucleotide messenger RNA. The record is from RefSeq and is a predicted model, not a curated record. NCBI's taxonomy places the organism in Eukaryota, Viridiplantae, Streptophyta, Magnoliopsida, Myrtales, Lythraceae.
AAAAACUUCUGUUUUUCCCAAUUCUCGACCAAUGUCCCCUCAUCCGCCUCCUCCUCCUUCAAGCACGCCAUUAUCACCAUUGGUUGCAGCAGCUCCGGCUUCCUCCAUCACUACACUCCCAUCAUCGGACGAUCGAUUCAGUGCAUCUCUGUCGACCCUCAAGAGCAGUGGAUUCAAGGGGUACCCGUGACAUGAAAUUGCUGGCGUUGUCAUGCGAGCCGCGAGGAACGGCAUCGGCCUCUUCGUUUGCAAGGCCACCAGAACAACAGACUCGAAGACAAUAAAAACUUACUUCUAUGUUGUCUGCAAAAAUUAGCCUGGCAAGAUCUUUGAUUGAGGCGAAGUCUGCUUCUAAAGGGAAAGAUGGAGUCUCUCUCUAAGCUCAGUGGCAUCUCCUUGGUGCUCCUGUUCUUGCUCUCCUGCUCCACUUUCGCAUCCAGAGAAGACUCCGAUACGCCCAAUCCCAACGGAAAUGUCACUAUCAAGUGGGAUGUGUUGACGUGGACUCCCGAUGGCUAUGUGGCUGUUGCGACUAUAUUCAACUUCCAGCGAUACCGACAAAUACAAGCCCCCGGGUGGACCCUAGGCUGGACCUGGGCGAAGAAGGAGGUGAUAUGGAAUAUGAUGGGAGGCCAAACCACGGAACAAGGUGACUGCUCAAGGUUCAAAGGCAACAUCCCGCACAGCUGCAAGAAGGACCCCACUGUUGUGGACUUGCUCCCCGGAACCCCUUACAAUCAACAGAUUGCCAACUGCUGCAAAGGCGGUGUCCUUAGUUCCUGGUUCAAAGAUCCGGCGAAUGCCUUAAGCGCGUUCCAGGUCAUGGUGGGAGAUGCAGGAACGACCAACAAGACCGUGAGGCUGCCCAGGAACUUCACCUUCAAGGCACCCGGACAUGGAUACAUUUGCGGGCCUGCAAAGAUCGUGAAGCCCACGAAGUUUAUCACCCCUGACAAGAGGAGAGUGACCCAGGCUUUAAUGACUUGGAAGGUUACAUGCACAUACUCACGGUUCUUGGCUCAGAAGACACCGAGUUAAAGUGUAGAUAUGUGAAGAGUCGGACUACGAGUAGCUGGGAAAUUAAACUUCUAAGCAUAUGCCAAGUCUCUGAUGAUUGUUUUCGACUAUUAUAUAGCGAUUGUAUUUAUCAGUUUGGUGUAAUCUAGCUACUUGGUACUUUUUGAUGUUAUUAGUAAAAAGACUACGUGCGUUGCACUCAGUGCGCGUUUCGAUGUU